Molecule: messenger RNA, 1255 nt
Organism: Aethina tumida (small hive beetle)
Lineage: Eukaryota; Metazoa; Arthropoda; Insecta; Coleoptera; Nitidulidae
Product: E3 ubiquitin-protein ligase TRIM69-like
Exons: 2
Coding region: 159-887 (242 amino acids)
Biological process (GO): proteasome-mediated ubiquitin-dependent protein catabolic process; multicellular organism development
Cellular component (GO): cytoplasm
Molecular function (GO): ubiquitin conjugating enzyme binding; ubiquitin protein ligase activity
Source: RefSeq, a predicted model, not a curated record
CAGUGCUUACGUUCAAAUUAUGUAUUGCAAAUUGGAAGUUAGUUUUCAAUAGUUGCAAGCCUGUCAUUAUUAAUACGCAAGUCAAAGGACGUCGGAGAAGUGGCAGGAUUCAAACAACAAGAAUUGUCUAACGAAUUUCAACUAAUUUCGUCAUAAAGAUGCCUCCGAAAGGAUUUAAAAAAAUGAACAAGCUGGACGUGGCUUUGAUGUCGGACUUCGAAUGUCCGGUGUGCCUCGAGUUGAUGCGCCCCCCGAUACACAUGUGCGUGAACGGCCACAACUUCUGCGAGGACUGCUUCAGCAAAAUAUCAGUGUGUGCGCUGUGCAAGAAGGGCAAGAGCCAAGGAAGAAACUACACGCUGGAGAACAUGUUCGAGAAGAUCACCUUUCCUUGCAAGUACGAGUGCAGUUUCAGCGCCAAGGGACAGCUUAUCGGGGUGCACGAGGAUAGCUGCACGUAUUACAGGGCGAUUUGCCCUUUUCCGAAUUGCAAUUGGUCGGGGAACAAGAAGGAGUUCGAGAAGCACAUGGUGAAGAAGUCUCACAAGCUGUGGUCGUGCCCGGACUUCUUGUUGAGGGCUGCCUGCACCAAAUCGAAGGAUAUGUUGGCGGUAGCCAAGUUGUGCGACACGUACUUCGUGUUCAUCAUGAAGCUCACCAAGAAUUGUUUGCAUUUGGCGCUGUACGAGAUGUACAACCCCAGGAGCACCUACAAAUACAAGAUUAGUUUAGAAAAGGGACACAGGGUUGCGGUGAAGUUUAAUGGCACGUGUGGCUUCUUCAGGAAGUGCAAGUCUGAUUGGCGCAGCAAAAUUAGGUUCAACAAGGCCAUCGAAUUCAUAGGAAAAGGUUACAAAUUUGAAUUGUCGGUUACUGAGGACGAUUAAAAUGCACGUUUUAAUUAGACGCCAUUAAAUAAGUUGUUUAAAUUGCCCACUGAACCGUAGAUUUGGAGCAUCAAAAUUAUAGAUACGUCGUAAAUAAAAUGGUAAAUGAGAUUUUGUCCUUUUGAAGUCAAAUUUAAUUCUUUACCCAAUAAAUUUUAAAAAAUGGUAAUCACGGAAGUUUAAAAUGUUAAAGGGAAAUAUUUUUAUUCAAAAUUUUAUUUGGUUCGUUGGAACAUAAUGUUUCAAAGCUGCGGUUUACUGUCGAUACAAUUUAGAUAUAUAUGUGUUCCUUUAAUUUUAUAUAUUUUAUAAACAGAAUGUGUCUUAAGUUGAUAUUAAAUUUAGAAUAAAUUUUUAUUUUUGUUUGA